This is a messenger RNA of Penaeus monodon (black tiger shrimp), 1236 nucleotides long. RefSeq lists its product as uncharacterized. The record is from RefSeq and is a predicted model, not a curated record. Lineage: Eukaryota; Metazoa; Arthropoda; Malacostraca; Decapoda; Penaeidae. The coding region runs from base 181 to 669 and encodes 162 amino acids. The transcript has 3 exons.
AUAUAACCCUCCGGUCUAUGUUGACCAUCGCACUUGCCUUAGUUAACUCCCUGCAGGACCUGUACACUCUCCUCUCCUCCUCGCGCUCCCCUUGUUGUUGUUUUCGGUGGUGUUAAGGUCCAACGAAAAGGACCCUCGGAGGUAUAAUCGCGAGAAGGAAUCGCCGCUCGUUCUAGGAGGAUGAGGAACUCGAUCGUUUCCAAGGUCCUUCUGUUUGCUGUCUUGCUCGUCGUGAACUGCGAGUGUCGGAGGGUGCGGCGCCAGGACCUGAUUCCGUUCCCUCGAGUGGGCAAGAGAGGUCACGUCUCCGAGGCGGAGGGUUGGCCAGCCGAGGACGAGGUUGUGGGCACCGCCUUCGAUCUCCAGGACGACCUGUACUUGGGCGACGGGCCAGUCAUGUCCCUUCUGGAUACGCUUCUUAGAGAUUUCCAUUCCCAAGCCAUGGCAGACACUCCAUCGGUGCUUCAGCGCGACCUUCACUCCUACGUCAAAAGGAGCCGCAGUUCGAGCAAGGCAUCCGCAGCCAACGCGCGCAGGAUGCCCGGCAGGAGAGGCGCCCUUGGGCCAAACGCCGUCAACUCUGCGAUUGUUGGAGCGCUCUGGAAGGUCUUGGAUAUGCAGGAUCCCGAAGAAGUCGAAACUUACUUACAAGCACAUUUGGGACAUUAGGUGCGGUUUCUGAAGCCACACGAGGCACGAUUCCAGUAUAACAACUGCUGAAAACAUGACCUAGAAAACCGUUGUAUGAUAGUAUGAUUCAAGGAUAAUGAAUGGCAAGAAAACGUCCAUACAACCAACAGAAAAAAACACAGAAAGAGCCUAUGAAUAGCCGCUAUUCAUAUACAAACUCCUUGAGUACACAGACCUCUGGAUCUAUGCUCCAAAAGAGAUAAGUCUACCGAAAGUGUAAAAAUGCCAUUUUACUGCUGUGUCAAAAAUGGCUCAGGGAAACCCAAAUAUUAGCAGCGUACAAGAAGACUGAGUAAUACAGGUAUUAUCAAACAUUUUUCAUUGUAUUCUCAUGACACGUGGUACAGUUUUAUCCUGUAUAAUUCCACAACGCUUUAUACAGUGAGUCAACACAUUAUUAUACUGAUAUUUAUGAUUAUCUUUAUCUCCUGAGCUUUGUGCACUCGGGGGCUGGAGCGCACACUGCUCAUUAUCAUUGUAUAUACUUAUCCUGUAUAAAAAAUGACACCUUUUAUUCGAACAAAAUAUAUGGGGUUUACAUAUAUU